Molecule: messenger RNA, 2570 nt
Organism: Sander lucioperca (pikeperch)
Lineage: Eukaryota; Metazoa; Chordata; Actinopteri; Perciformes; Percidae
Gene: sh2b3
Product: SH2B adaptor protein 3
Exons: 8
Coding region: 360-2570 (736 amino acids)
Biological process (GO): intracellular signal transduction
Cellular component (GO): plasma membrane
Molecular function (GO): transmembrane receptor protein tyrosine kinase adaptor activity
Source: RefSeq, a predicted model, not a curated record
GACUUGACACAGCUGGACCGCGGCGCAUUUUUUUGACAGCGGAAAUGAGAAGUCGCCACUUUUUUUCCGCGUCAAGUUCGUGGCUAAAAGUUUUUUUCCUCCUUUUUUUGUUUGUUUCGGAGGAACCGUCGCGUGCGCUCACAAUGAUAGAGAAAGCGACAGACUUUUCAACAUGCAGCUUUUCCUCUGAUGUCCAGUUUCCUGUUGCACCUCACCGAAGUCGUUUUGUGUUACUUUAGAUGCUUCUCAACACAUUUCCGUUAUGCGAAGUCCAACUUGUUGGUUAGUCGUCGUGCUGCGGUGGGUGCCCAUCCGAGAUAACGGAGAACCAGUGAUUCUCAACCGGUCUGGUUACUGCAAUGAAUGGUAACACUAUCCAUCCAGCCAACACCACAACAGCAGGAGGAUGUCCAGGCGUGGCAGCGCCCCCAAGAGGCUGGAGGGAAUUCUGUGAGCUGCACGCCAUCGCCACAGCCCGGCAGCUGGCCGGACACUACUGGAGCUUCGCCAGAGAGCGGCCACAACAUGACGUGCUCCCACCGGAGACCUUCUCCAAGCAGUUCACUGAACUCUUCCAGCAGCACUUUUGCUGCGAGGUCAACAAAGAUGGCACUCCGCUCAGCCAGAACACAUGCUCCACUGCCAGUGGUAGUGCAUCCUCCACCACUUCAGUGGCCCCUCCCCCUCCACCACAGGCUGUGAUUGGUCGAUUGCGGAUCACAUCUUUGUCUGGGGUGCAGGACUAUCGGGAAGCGAACCGGCCAAGUGGAGGAGCUGCUCUGUUUACUGUGGUGUCACCAAAAGUGGAGCCGGUGGUGCUGAGUCGGGAACAGGAUCAGCCGCUGGGAUGUGCGGCAGGAAACCCGGUGGUGCUCAGAAGGUCGACUCGUAGCAUCGGCAGCGGGUCGCUGCUGAUUCGUAGCCGUAGCAACGAGGAGAUCUCUGUCACGGAUCGUCGUCAGGUAUCUGAACUGUACUCUUCUGACUCCUCAACCUCCAACUCUGCACACGCUGAGGUCACACAUUUCUCCGUCAGCCAAAUUCGGCAGACAGUAAGACGGCUUCUCAAGAAACGGCCCAGCCCCCCCUCAUCCCAGGACCUGUCUCCUAGCAACCCCACCAACAACAACAACAAUCCCCAAAAUAAUGGCAACAGAGUGGGUGGGAUUUCCUCCACAAAUGAGGGAGUGUCAUCCUCCUCCUCUUCCUCCUGUCUGAACUCUGAAGCCACUCCCCCAGCCUCUUCACACGUGUCUGUGGCUGGAGUAACCUCUCACUUCCUGGGUCGUUUGCGUUGGUUACGCAGCGGAAGCAUGAGGCAGAGGAGGUCAGAGGUGAGCGGCUGCUGUAAAGAGGGCCAACUGAGAUACUUGCUGGUUGAUGACACUAUCUCAGACACUCAGCCCCGCUGGCAACGCUGCAACCUGCUGGUCAGGAGGAUCAGGGACGCUCAAGUUGGAGGAGGAGAAAGAAGAAGAGGAGGAGGAGGAGGGGAGAGGUACCAGUUGGAGCUCUAUGAUCCUCCAAAGGCCUCCAGUCCCAAGCUGACGACUCCCUGCUCAGAUAUCCAAGAAGUCCGUCGUUGCAACCGGCUGGAGAUGCCUGACAACUUAAACACAUUUGUUUUAAAGGUUAAUCGAGGUAGUCUGAUAUUUGAGACGGACAACGACCAGCAGGUCAGCUCGUGGACCACAGAGCUAAAAGAAUGUAUCAGCAACAGGUCAGGCAGUGUGGAUCUGGAGCCUCUCCCCUCCCCAGCUGACAGCUCUGCUCCAGUCAAUCACAGAGGGAGCUCAGAGUUAGGAAGUCAAAGCCCCAUCACAUUUGCUCUGCCCGAGCAGGUUGUCCAGAAGGCUGAUCACUUCCUGUUUUCCUACCCUUGGUUCCACGGGCCCAUCUCCCGCGUCAAGGCCGCCCAUCUGGUUCAGAGCUCUGGACCGGAGGGACAUGGAGUGUUUCUGGUUCGACAGAGUGAGACACGAAGAGGAGACUACGUCCUCACGUUUAACUACCAGGGAAAAGCAAAGCACCUGCGCCUCUCGCUAACAGAAUGGGGUCAGUGCAGGGUACAGCACUUGCGCUUCCCCUCUGUUAUGGACAUGCUCGGUCACUUCCGCCUCUUCCCCAUCCCGCUAGAGUGUGGAGCCGCUGGUGCCGUCACUCUCUCCAGCUUCGUAGUGGCGGGCUCCAGCCCUCCAUCACAGGGUCAGCUGUCAGGCGCUCUCCUCGUCCCUUUCUCCCUCCAUCGGUGGAGCUCUGAGCCCAGCUUGGCUCACUGCAGUCUGGCUCGCAGCGUCACUCAGCCCCGUUCCUCCUGCUCCAGCAGCACCAGCACCACUUCCAGCCCCAGCUCUGUUACCCAGCCGGGAAACCGCCCGGUCACUCGCACCAACCCCGUCCCUGACCCUCCUCCGUCAGCCCCCGCUCCUCUUCGUCGGAGUGAAUCGGUGGGAAGGAGACCCCUGCUUCGCCAUCCCAACCCCCACAUCCCUCAGCGGGACUCUGACUAUGAGCUGGAGCCUGAGCGAGGUCGCAAGCGAGCGAUAGACAAUCAGUACAUGUUGCUCUGA